This is a messenger RNA of Lolium rigidum, 2051 nucleotides long. RefSeq lists its product as uncharacterized. NCBI's taxonomy places the organism in Eukaryota, Viridiplantae, Streptophyta, Magnoliopsida, Poales, Poaceae. Bases 114 to 1334 code for a protein of 406 amino acids. The transcript is spliced from 2 exons. The record is from RefSeq and is a predicted model, not a curated record.
GCGGACGACCUCCUCGACGUUGGCUGCGCUCUGCCCGGUCGCUGGUCGGCAUUCGCGACGGUGUACUCUGCGCUGCUGUCCCGGUCAUCGACAGUGCAAAGGAGAACCAAAGCAUGGCGGAGGGUUUCAACAAGAAGAGAGCCGUGUUGACGUUGUCGCAAGAACCGGAGGUUGGGGCAAUGGCGGCCGCGCCUGUGGGGACUGUACACUGGUCCAAAUGGUCCUCGCUCCCAGGCGACCUCGUCCGCCGCAUCGCCGACUCCUUCCUGGCCUCUAAUGACCUCGACCACUACAUGUGCUUCCGCGCCAUCUGCACCUGCUGGCGCUCCGCCACCGAUGAACCCAAGGAUAACGUCUCCGACCCACGCUUCCAGCCGCGCCGGUGGAUCGUCCUCGACGAGGUCUUCCAGACCGAAGGCAAGCUGCUUCUGUUGAACACCGACACUGGCCGCUUCCUCCACAAAAAGCUUCCACUGCUCCGCGAAUACUACGUCGUGGCCACCACUCCCAGCGGCUUCUUCAUCUUGGCGGACAGGAGCCCUCCUCAUGCCGCUCGUGUUUUCAACCCUCUCACCGGUGACUUGACCCGUUUCGUGGCGCCCAUGCCCCCCGAGGUGGGGGUCGCCGAGGUCAGCUGUGACAAAGGCGCGCUCUACCUCCAUUUUCUCGGUGACUCAACAUGCAAGAUUUACAUGGCCCUUCUGGGAAAUCAAGGUUUCGUCUCUACAGACUGUGGGAAAAAAGUUUACAAUAUUUUCCGGGAUGCUAUCCUAGGUGGUGCCUACCCACAACGCAUCUCUGGGCCGGCAUUGGUUGCUGCGUUUGGUGAGUUGUGCGAUUAUGUGAGUUCUCCUCAUGGUGAUCCGCUCAAGGUUUUCUCCGACCUUCCUGAAGAAGCUGCAAACAAUAUCCGGUUCCGGUUUUUUGUAGUGGGUUUGGAUGCACAACUUUUUCUGCACAUCGAAAUACAAGGAAGAACCCCCUUUGUGUUUAAGAUGAACAACGAGAUUGGUAAGAUCGAGCCUGUGGAGAGCGUCGGCAGAUUUGCCAUCUUCAUUGGUCACCACGGGUGCCUGGCUGUGGAUGCUGAUAAGUUCCCAGGCAUGGAGGCAAACUGCAUCUACUACACUCAAGACUUGGGUUCGUCGGCUCACAUCUGCAAGUACAAUAUUAAAGACAAGAAAGUAGAGAGGCUCUCUGAAGUCGCCGAAUUCAUGAAGCAAGACAAGCAGUUUGUCCUCGUUACUGCCCGUCCAUCCACAAUCAUCCAGCUUCUCUGCAGUUACACAAUCAAGUGCAGGUAUUCUGAACUAGUCUGGCAACAAACACUAUAAGGCACAGGGAUUCUCAAAUCUCAACUGGCCAUGCAACAACUGGUAUAAGGCGCCAACCAAUCUUGUUCUGAACUGCCCUUUUGCUAAGUAACUCUUCAUGUUGCCUGUCUAGUGUGUUGGUUUGUUGGUUUGGUUAGGCCUUGGCAUGAAACAUUCUGGUUUUAGGCUAGACCACCUAAUGCUACAUAUACUGUGCUUAAUGAUGUCUUUUGUCGGCGUGUCUACUUCUCUUGUAUUACUUAGCAUGCAAUCGAUCUGCUGGUUAAUUUCUGGCAGUGACAACUUCUGAAUAUAGCUCCUGCAUUUGGAUCGCCUUGCCUCGUUACUCUCAUUGGGCUUUGUUAAUUUUGGAAUCUGCUGUUGGUAAGAAACAGGUUUAAUAUGUGCUCACUGGUGGUGGUCUGUGGAACUGUUAUAUGCUGCCUGGGCUCAGAACAUGGUGCGCGUGUGAAUAUUUCUCGUAUUUGUGUAAUGAUCCUGUGCGUCUAUGCUUAACUCGUUUGGUACUACUACCACCACUUGCAUUUUAAUCUGUGCCUUGUUGGAUUUGUGCGCAUUUCUGUAAAACACAAUUUGUCCCAUCAUUUAUGCAGAGUACUAGUACUACUCAGGAUGUGCUUUGCAUCUCAGCAAUGCUGCAACUAAUUGUUUUCUACGUGUCCACUUGUCUUGUUUUACUUAGCAUUGCAGUGUGGUGCUUAAUUCAUGGCAGUAGUA